Messenger RNA from Cygnus atratus (black swan), 1939 nucleotides. It is a transcript of the gene DAZL, whose product is annotated as deleted in azoospermia like. The record is from RefSeq and is a predicted model, not a curated record. Gene Ontology annotation, molecular function: mRNA 3'-UTR binding; protein binding. The coding region runs from base 1 to 1614 and encodes 537 amino acids. The transcript has 14 exons. Lineage: Eukaryota; Metazoa; Chordata; Aves; Anseriformes; Anatidae.
AUGGAUUACAGGGCUGUUCCACAUAUGUUAGUGAAGACAAUGGGUGUAAAAGAAAAAUUAAAAUAUUACAUAGAAAAGCAGGACAAUUUAUGGCAGGCCUCGGCCUCGUUUGUUUUUAAGUGUGUGGGCGCUGCCUCGGCUCCGGUGCACGAUGGUGAGUUGCGGGGGGAGGCAGGGACGGGACGGGACCGCGGGCGAGGCGAGGGGCUGCGGCCGUUGGCGGGGCUGCGGGAGCCUCGGCGGGGCAUGGCGGCGGCGGUUGAGCGCCCGGUCCUGUCCCUCCUGGGCCGAGCCACGGGGAUCCCCUCAGCCGCGCCACGGCCAGGCGAGGGCUCGGCGGGCGACCAUUUUGUGGCGGCCGUGCCGGGGCGGUGUGGCCGGGCGCCCGUCGUGCCGAUCCGCUCCAUCCCGCCGCUAGGGCUCGGCUUGACGCCCUCGGGUUUGGAUCGGCUGCUUACCUGCCGGCGGGCUGCUGCUGGCGGCGCUCUGCCGGCUCCCUGCGGCCGGCCGCGUUACUGCCUGGCCUCGCCAGGCGCCGCCGGCGUGCACGGCGCUGUUCCCGUCUUCGAGAAAUUUCUGUGUGACCCGGCCCACGUUCUUAUCCGCUCGCAGUACUUGACCGAGGGCUCCCCCUGGUGCCCGCCGGGCGCCGCGCUGCCGGCCCCGCCGCCAUGUUCUGCCCUGCGCUGCCAUGGCAACUGGCGGCCUGCGCGGCGGGGCUCGGGAGGCUUUAACCCGCUUAUUUUAGAUAAAGAUUCUGCAAAUGCAGAAGCGCAGUGUGCAAGCCUCUCAGAGGAUAAUACCAAUUUGUCAACAACCUGUCAAGGAUAUGUUUUACCAGAAGGAAAAAUCAUGCCAAAUACAGUCUUUGUUGGUGGAAUCGAUAUAAGGAUGAAUGAAGCAGAAAUUCGGAGUUACUUUGAACAAUAUGGUACUGUGAAAGAGGUGAAAAUAAUCACUGACAGGACUGGUGUUUCUAAAGGGUAUGGAUUCGUAUCAUUCCUGGACAAUGUGGAUGUUCAGAAAAUAGUAGAAUCACAAAUCAACUUCCAUGGCAAAAAGCUGAAACUGGGGCCAGCGAUUAGAAAACAACAGAAUUUGUGUUCUUAUGUGCAACCGAGACCAUUAGUUUUCAAUCCUCCUGCACCGCAGUUCCAUAGUGUAUGGAGUAAUCAAAGUACAGAGACCUACAUGCAGCCUCCAGCUGUCGUGAGCCCGCUAACUCAGUACGUACAGACAUAUCCAUACAGUUCCCCAGCUGUAUUGAUACAGCAGCAAGUUCCUGUAGGAUAUCAGCCAGCUUACAACUAUCAGGUUCAACCACAAUGGGUUCCUGGGGAGCAAAGAAAUUAUAUUAUGCCUCCGGUUUAUACUUCAGUCAACUAUCACUACAGUGAGGAUCCAGAAUUUAUACAGACAGAAUGUGUUGUUCCAGAGCCCACACAGUCGUCUAGUAACAGUCCACAAAAGAAGUCUGUGGACAGGAGCAUACAAACGGUAGUAUCCUAUCCUGAGAAUCGUCUGAGGAACACCUUUGUAUCACAAGAAGACUACUUUAAGGAGAGGCGGGCGCAUCACUUCAGAAGAGGAAGAGCAGUACUCAAAAGUGUUUAAUCGACGAAGACUUUGAAAGAGCCUAAACUUGUUACCUUGAUGUUCCUACAGUUCAGUUUAGUAAGAUGUGUAGUAGUGUAACCUCUUUCAGAAAGUUGCUUCAAGUUGAUGUUCGUGUUCCUGUUUUACCUGUUCCAAUAGUUAAUUUUGCUCGAAGUUUAAAGUUGUAAGAGUUGAAACAUUUCCAGGUUUUAUUACUAGUUUGCAUGUUUCCCCUGCUAACUAACUGGAAUACUAAUUUUAAAGAGUUUAUAUGGCAAAAACACUGGUUUGUUUGGUACAUGUGGAUUUUCUUCUGAGCUUUAAGGUACAGUUUGUUGCAUGU